GGUCAGCUGAUUGCAGAUGGGUUGCGUGGCGUUUCUAACAUGUCUAGAGGAAACGACACAGCUCUGUUGACACAAACCUCUGGACACCAUCAAGUCAGCAGCAGUGGAAGGUCUGUGCUUCAGAAAUCUCUUAAGGAAGCAAUGGAAGGAAUGGAUUUGCCAGAAGGUUAUGAUUAUCAUCAGGACUAUAACUACAGUUAUGAAACUUCCAUUCCACGCGAGGAGCCAGUUUUCCAGCACAAAUCGAUGUGCAUGAAGGAAGUUUUGUGUGUGUUUUUGCUCGUGGUCAGUGUGGUCAUCUUUCUGCUGGGCUUCUGUGGAAACGGUCUGGUCAUGUGGAUUUCUGGCUUCAAGAUGAAGAAGACUGUCAACACCACCUGGUACAUGAGCCUCGCCAUCUCCGACUUCGUCUUCUGCGCCUUCCUCCCGUUCAGCAUCGCCAACAUGGCGAUGGAGAAGUGGAUCUUCGGCCGCUUCAUGUGCAAAUUCGCCUCCUCCGUCAUGUUCCUCAACAUGUUCAGCAGCAUCUUCCUCCUGGUCGUCAUCAGCAUCGACCGCUGCGUGUCGGUCAUGUUUCCAGUUUGGGCUCAGAACCAUCGCACUGUCAAAAAGGCGUCCGUCAUUGUUUUCAUUUGCUGGCUUCUCGCCAUCGGGAUGAGCUUUCCCUCUGUCAUCUUCCGGGAGGUUAGCACCCACAUGGGCAGAACCAUUUGUUACAACAAUUAUACAUCGUACCAGCACGGUCACAAGGUGGUUGCAGUGAGCCGCUUCCUCGCAGGGUUUGUCGUCCCUUUCGUUGUCAUCAUCGUCUGCUACUCGAUCAUCAUCCUCAAACUGCGAAGCAACAGGAUGAUGAAAUCCUCUAAACCCUUCAAAGUCAUGUCUGCACUCGUCGCUGCUUUCUUCAUCUGCUGGCUGCCCUACCACGUGUCCGUCCUGCUCGAGCUCGACCAUCAAAGGUACAACCACAACAUUUUGGUCACCGGACUCAAAGUAGGCACUCUGAUGGCCGCAGCGAACAGCUUCCUCAACCCGGUGUUGUAUGUUUUCAUGGGCAACGACUUCAAGCAGAAGUUCAAGAUCUCCGUGCUCUCAAAGAUGGAGAACGCCAUGGCAGAGGAAGGCCGCACCACCAGCCGAUACCUGUCCAGGUCCAGCUCCAUGGAUGGCAGAGCUUCCACACACAUCUAGAACCCAAACUGUUUCACUCAGGGCAGCCACGUGACAUUGAAAAUACUGUUUUUCUGAAAUGCAAUUAACUAACACAAGAUGUCAAAUAUGUAUAGAUUCACAGUAAUAAGCAUUUUCAUUGCACUGUUCUACUGUCGGCCAGCAUGGCACAACACAUUAUGUAGUGGAUGAAUCUGAGAGCUUGAGCCAAUAUCUAAACAUGUACUUUACUCACUGUGCACUGCUCGGUGAUAUCGGUCACAUGCAGCAGAAGGAAUGUUUUCAGAGCAGUUUGAACUGCAACACGUCGAGGAAUUUAUUGUUGUCAAAUACAGAAUGUAAAAUACGAAGGAUACUUUCUGAUAAUACAUGUAUCAUUAUAUUAAGCAUUGUCUGAAAUUAUAUUAUGCCAAAGGAACAUUCAGUGGGCUCCUUUCACAACCAAUUAGCGUGUAUUGUUUGAUCACAAAUGGUGGCAGUAGAUUACUAAUUGCAGAUAACAUUUGUGAGUCUUUCAGAGCUCGUGCAUCGAUUUUAAUUUUUUUAUGGCAUUUACUUUGAUUAGUGAGACAAGAGAAAAUGUGUACAAAAGGAAAUAAUCUCUUUUUUGCAAAUUUGGUGGAAGGGGCUUCAGUGUUUUUGCAGGAAAUAGUUGCUCAUCAGUUUGUAGAUUUGACCUGAACUCAAAUAUGAAGCACCAGGCCACACAAUUGGACACAAACAGAAGAUCAGGAAGAAACACUCGCUGAAGGAACAAAGCCAAAGAAUUGAUUUCUAGUUUCUAUUUCUUUUUCUGGCAGAUAAAACCUCAGCUGUCCAAAAAGGGAUGUUUCAGGGUUUUAUUUACGACACCAUAGUACGCAAUAUUUUUGUGUUGCAGCAUUACUGUAUGUUGUGUCAGACUGACCCAGAUACAGUGCAGAAAUGGGUGGAGGACUGCUGUUGAGAUAUGUGCAGUGUAGUUCGUUCUCAUGAAUCAUAGAAAUACCGCACACCAAGAAUGUAUUACCAGGUGACAAAAACAGCGUGUUGGAUGGCCUUUAAUCUUUAUUUCAUUUAUGACAGCUGUUCAGUGAAUGUGAUUUGUGCAAUACAUUUUUUUUUUUUUAAUAAAGCUGUAACUA
Messenger RNA from Anarrhichthys ocellatus (wolf-eel), 2294 nucleotides. It is a transcript of the gene cmklr1, whose product is annotated as chemokine-like receptor 1. The transcript has 2 exons. Gene Ontology annotation, molecular function: G protein-coupled receptor activity; complement receptor activity. The record is from RefSeq and is a predicted model, not a curated record. Gene Ontology annotation, cellular component: plasma membrane. Bases 40 to 1191 code for a protein of 383 amino acids. Gene Ontology annotation, biological process: positive regulation of cytosolic calcium ion concentration; phospholipase C-activating G protein-coupled receptor signaling pathway; inflammatory response. Lineage: Eukaryota; Metazoa; Chordata; Actinopteri; Perciformes; Anarhichadidae.